Acaulospora morrowiae is the source of this 177-nucleotide messenger RNA. The record is from the annotation of a GenBank genome assembly. Lineage: Eukaryota; Fungi; Glomeromycota; Glomeromycetes; Diversisporales; Acaulosporaceae.
AUGAAAUUGCGCACGAAUGUCGGAAGAUGGCUUUGGUUUGGCUUCUAUUUACUACCAUCAUUACUUCAAAUGCUUAAAUGGUUGUCGAACGAGCCGCAUGGCUUGUUGGUAAAUUCCCUGAAGACGAGUCUUAGCCGUUCAAUCGGCAAUGUCAGAAUCCCAAUUUCAGAACAGAAU